AUGGCGGAAAAGGACCAAGAGUAUCAAACUGUGCCUGCGGAAUCUCGCAGGUUAUUCGAGGAAAUUCGCGACCAAUUUCCCGGCGAAGAACUUGGCAAAGACAAGUGGGAGAUCUUGACAAUAGCAGCUCUCACAACCGCCGGCCGGAACGAAGUCGCCGCUGAUCUAUACACGUAUCUCAUCACACAUCCCAACGCCCAAUAUGCGACUCCCGAGCAACGGCAAGCCCUCAUCCGUCGGCUACGAGAGGCGCUCGUCAAGCUUGUGUCCGUCGUAGGUGUUCCGAAACCGCUGGAGACGGUGAUGGUGAUCGCAGAGAGAGAACGCGAAGAAGACCGGGACUAUUCCUGCUCCAGGGAGGACUGGGAAUCCGGCCCCGAGAACAUCGAGCGCGGCAAGGCCUGGCUGGGGGAAAUCUACCGCCACAACUACGCCGCCAUCGCCAAAGACCACAUGUCCGCCCACCGCGACUUCCGCUGGAUCAGCGAGCAGAUCACCUACGGCCUGUACCUCUCCGACCACCGCAUCCUCGACGGCGUCGACACCGAGCUCGUCGUCCUGCCCGGCCUCAUGCUGCAGAACCUCCGGCGGGAGACCGGCUGGCAUCUGCGCGGCAUCCGCCGCAUCGGCGUGAAGAGCGAAGACGUCGAGCGGAUCUGGGAAUGUAUUGUGAAAAUCGGCAAAUGGUGCCCGGUCCCCGUGGAUCGCCUCCCGAGGGUCCAGGAUGUCGAGCACGAGGUUUGA
Messenger RNA from Dissoconium aciculare CBS 342.82, 744 nucleotides. RefSeq lists its product as uncharacterized. The transcript has 4 exons. The coding region runs from base 1 to 744 and encodes 247 amino acids. The record is from RefSeq and is a predicted model, not a curated record. NCBI's taxonomy places the organism in Eukaryota, Fungi, Ascomycota, Dothideomycetes, Mycosphaerellales, Dissoconiaceae.